AUGGCUGGCGACGAUUUGGAGGACGGUUUAGAAUAUUACUUGUCCGAUGGACCUGAAGGAGGAUCCGAGGCGUUUGACUCUGAGACGGAAAUAGAACGAGGGGAAUCCAAGGAAGAAUCCGUAGAAGCGGAAUCUACAAAAGUGGCAGAUUCAACAAGUGCAGAUGCCGCAAAAAAUCCCAAGAAGCGUAAGGCAAAUCUGAAGUUGCAUGAAAAGAAAAAGCUCAAAAUGAGCAUGGAUAUUCUGCAAAAGAAGAACUUAUCAAAGGAAUCAGCACCGGAAGCCAUUGCAGAUUACAUCAAUGAUUCGAUUCGCAGAAAGAAUCCAGACCUUUCUGCAUUGGAAUUGGCAGAGCUCUAUUUCAAGAAGACGGACUUCAGAUCGACAGCAGAUUUUGCUCAUCCUCGUACUUUGGAGAACCUUUCGAAGUUUAUCUUGGACAGAUUCGCUAACAUGCUUCCUUCUUCCACACCGGGUAAGAAGAAUAUAAUAAAGAACAAAAAGAAACAAAAGCAGGACGUGGAGCCUGAUCAAGCCGAGCGCAAGUUCAUUGCUAUUUUGUCCAUGUCCGCUAUCAGAGCAUGUGACGUACACCGUGCUCUUCGUGAGAUUCCCGGUUCGUCUUUGAAAUUGAUUAACAAGAACAAGCUACACGUUGACUUGAAAUUAGUUGCAUCAACGUGGUCUCGUGUUCUUUGUUGUACUCCAGGUCGUCUCCUUAAAGUCUUGAAUGACGAAGAGCUGACAUUGAAAAGCGACGAAAUCAAAAUUGUUCUUAUGGACAACAGUUACUUGGACCAGAAGAUGCAAAAUAUUUGGGACAUCAAGGAAACUAACGAAACUUUGAAGCACUUGACCGAUGCUGGAUGCAAGGUCUAUUUGUAUUAG
Clavispora lusitaniae ATCC 42720 is the source of this 888-nucleotide messenger RNA. RefSeq lists its product as uncharacterized. Gene Ontology annotation, cellular component: 90S preribosome; nucleus. The record is from RefSeq and is a predicted model, not a curated record. Lineage: Eukaryota; Fungi; Ascomycota; Pichiomycetes; Serinales; Metschnikowiaceae.